Bolinopsis microptera is the source of this 3175-nucleotide messenger RNA. Its product is annotated as importin-11-like. Bases 25 to 2901 code for a protein of 958 amino acids. The transcript has 13 exons. NCBI's taxonomy places the organism in Eukaryota, Metazoa, Ctenophora, Tentaculata, Lobata, Bolinopsidae. Gene Ontology annotation, biological process: protein import into nucleus. Gene Ontology annotation, molecular function: small GTPase binding. The record is from RefSeq and is a predicted model, not a curated record. Gene Ontology annotation, cellular component: nuclear envelope; cytosol.
ACUAAAUUACAAAUUAAUUAGUAUAUGGAAGAGGUGGAGUGUACAGUGGAUCUGACUACUCAGGCGGUGGUGGCAGCGUGUUCGUCUGACUACACCCAGGUCAAACAAGCUGAGUCCCUGAUACUCAAACUAGAGCUCAAAUCUGGGUUCCAUCCUAUUCUCGCGGAGAUGUCGGUCGGAUCCAACGUUCCUGGUGACGCGAGGAGGAUGGCUGCCAUAUGUCUCAAAAACGGGGUCACUAAAUUCUGGCGGUCCAUGUCACCCAAUGCCCUUUGCAAAGAGGAUAAAGAUCGGAUCAAGGAGGUGAUACUUGGCUGCCACGCUGAGGAAAAGAAAGAGGUGUUUGAUCAGCUGAUAGAGGUGGUAGGAAAAGAUAUCCAGAUACGACUUUCCCAAGAACUGGCCCAAUUUCAUUCCCACCCUUCUCCAGGUAGAUUGGUAAUUGAGAGUGCCCCCACCGAGAAACACAAGGUUCGAGCGCUGACAAUGAUCUACAAAGUUGUUAAGAUGCUAUCUACCAAACGACUAUCCGCCGAUAAAAAAGGUUUUCGUGAGACUACAGAUGCGAUAUUUCCGCUUAUCGGGGCACUCUGGGAAAACUACCUCCGAAUGUUCAAUUCUCAGCCCACACUCACAUACCUACAGCCUUGCUGCAUAUCCCUCAAAAUUAUCCGCUCCAUGCUGACAUACGGGUUCGAGGACAUCUCAGUGAACCUCCCCAAAUCCUGCCUGGAAGCCAUCCUCAAGAUGUCAGUAUCACAGCUGGAACACCGGCUCACCAUCACCGACCAGCCGGUUUGCCAGCUUUACGACAAGUACCUCCUCGUCAUCAUCAAGGCUCUGAUUAAUAUUCAGGAGAAGUUUCCGGAUUUCUUUGGUCAGUACAUCGUGAGGUCGUUAGAGUUCGCGUACAAGGUGGGGUUCCAGUACGCGGAGUUGCUGGAGAUGCGGCUUGUUGCUCGAGCUCUUCAUCUUCUUAGCGGCAUAAUGCUGUGUGAAACAUACGACGUUUUCAAGCUCAACAAUCGGGGGAAACACGUCUCAUCGCUCUCUAUAAAGUUUACUGACGACCGUAAUUCGUUCUUCACCGAAGAACGGUUGAAGGACAUGUGUGUUAAAUGUAUUUCUAAGUAUCUGAAACUGUCAGAGUUCGAGCUGCAGAACUGGCAAGAAAGUCCGGAAGAGUUUGCCUUUGAGGAGACAAGACACGUGUCCCUCUUCAAUAUUAAAGCCGCGUCAGAACAUUUUCUUCUGAACAUGACCGCCACCUUUCAGGACAUCGUGUGUCCUUAUAUCGUGGAACUUAUAAAGGAGUGUACUCAACAUGAUAGAUCAAACUUAGAAACAGUGCUCAUGAUAGACAGUAUAUAUUCUAUAACCGUUACCUGUUCGUACGAUCUGUUUGACCACAUUGACAUAGAUGUUUGGUUUGCCACCUUGGUAGAAGAGCUCGUGCAGGAGACUCCCUACUGCAGCAUCCUCCGGAGACGCAUCCUAGAGGUGAUAGGGAGAUGGGUGACAAUCAAAUUGUCCCAGGAUAAACACCCGGCGGUCUAUGAAGUUUGUCUGCAGUACAUGGCAAGCUCUCAGGAUCUGGUUGUCCGUCUGACGGCCGCGACUGCCCUCAAAGCGGCGGUCUCCGACUUCGCUUUUUACCCGCCUUCUUACAGCCCAUACUUGGAGGUCACCAUGCAGUUGUUAUAUUCUCUGCUCAGAGAAGUUGAAGAGUGCGAGUCAAGAAUUAAGAUCCUGGAGGUUGUCAACUCCAUCAUUGAUGGGUGUGGUAAACAGAUAGUUGAUUUCGUGGACCCAUUAGUAGGGUGGUUACCAGGGCUGUGGGGCGUGGCCACCGAACACUCUAUGCUCCAGUCCCAACUUUUGACCACUGCUAGGAAACUGUCCCGCUGUCUUGGUCCUAUGAGUGUAAAGUUGUACGGCUUCACUGAUCCGGUUCUUAAAUACGUCCUUACUCAGGACCCAGAGAUGAUAUUACUGGAGGAUGGGAUAGGUUUGUGGCUCCAACUCUUGGAAAACGCCCCCUGCAGCACACCUUCCUUCGUCCAAAUGUUUGAAUGGUUGUACCCCCUUCUUCAGCUUGGUAGUGACUCACUUAAGACUUCUUUACUUAUAAUUGAGUGUACUAUUUUGUUAGACCCUCCGGCUAUAAUAUCAAGGUACGGACCAGGACUUCUAUCGGCCUGUGUAUCACUUUACCCUGAGGUAGUAGGAGAAGCCAAGGUGCUCAUUAACAACAUCCUACUGGCGGUUAUAAAGACUGUUCCCAGGGACCAGUGGCCUGACCUCACUCCGUUACUUCACGUCUUGCUCAAAAGUCUGGACGAAUUUUCAGACUAUUCCAAGGUUUUGACAACAAAUAUCAACGUACUGUGUUACCUAAUAUUAUUAGAUCUGACGUACUUCAACAAUCUAAUAGCUUCUUUCAACAACAAAAACCUACUUAAAAACAUGUUAGAGAUUUGGACGUCCAAAGCGGAGCACUUUUACCAGAUGGAGCAGCACAAGUUGUCGCUGAUAGCUCUGCUCACUUUAUUAACGUACAACCCUGACCUUAUCUCACAUCAUUUUGUGAACAUAAUGAAGUUGAUUGAAAAAGCGGUAGGAAAGUGUACUGAUGUGGAUGAUAAGGGGACAAGGUUCGAUUGUAUACUCCGCAAGCAUUCCUCCCCCGCAGAUGAGUUUAUUACUGGAGGUGAGACGGAAGACUACAAACGCAGGAAGAUCCUGGAAUCAGCGGAUCUGAUAGCCAAGAUAGACACUCUCACCUUUCUGCGAGCCAAGUUUGCAGAACUACAACAUGCUGUGGGGGCCGAACUUUUCACCAAGCUCUCCCAGGGGGUAGAUAGAGAAAUUACCGAUAAGCUUUCCAACUAUCUGGCCUGAAGGGGCAACAUUCCCAACAUUUCAUUUUAUCAUUUUCAGCGUACUUAUAUAGUUAUAUUAGUACUUAGUGUACUUAGUGUACUUUUUGUUGUUUUUGUCUAAUAAAAUCGACGGGGAAUGUACGCAACAAAAUGCUUUGGUUUCAUGCGGGUCCUUGAAAUUGCGCUCUAACUUCUAAUCUGUACAGAAUUUUAUGAAACAUUUACUUUCAUCAUUUUGCUCUGGAUUUCUGCUGUUAUAUUUGAAUUUGUGUUUUUAUUUUGGAUUUUAUACA